CCUUACUCACUCGUCCCGUCAGAUACACCAGUGCAAGCGAGCACUGUAUCGUCGUCGUCUUCAGUUUGUUUGCAAUGUCGUCGACACCCCAGAGGUACUUAUUGCCGUGCACGUUGUUGAUCUUCUCCUGCUUCUUGCUUCACGGCGGAAGAGUGGCGGCGGCCGGGAAGGUGCCCGCGAUCAUCGUGUUCGGCGACUCGUCCGUGGACACGGGCAACAACAACUUCAUCCCGACCAUCGCGCGGAGCAACUUCUGGCCGUACGGGCGCGACUACGCCAACGGCCUCCCCACGGGCCGCUUCUCCAACGGCCGCCUCGCCACCGACUUCAUAUCCGAGGCCUUCGGCCUGCCGCCCUCCAUCCCGGCCUACCUCGACACCAACUGCACCAUCGACCAGCUCGCCACCGGCGUCUCCUUCGCCUCCGCCGCCACCGGCCUCGACAACGCCACCGCCGGCGUCCUCUCGGUGAUCACGCUGGGCCAGCAGCUGGCCUACUUCAAGGAGUACACGGACCGCCUCAAGGUCGCCAAGGGCGAGGCGGCGGCCAAGGAGAUCAUUGGCGAGGCGCUCUACAUCUGGAGCAUCGGCACCAACGACUUCAUCGAGAACUACUACAACCUGCCGGAGCGGCGGAUGCAGUACACGGUGGGCGAGUACGAGGCCUACCUGCUGGGGAUCGCCGAGGCCGCCAUCCGCCGCGUGCACGCGCUUGGCGGACGCAAGAUGGACUUCACGGGCCUCACGCCCAUGGGCUGCCUCCCCGCCGAGCGGAUUGGCAACCGCGACGACCCCGGGGAGUGCAACGAGCAGUACAACGCCGUCGCCAGGACCUUCAACACCAAGCUGCAGGAGCUCGUCGCCAAGCUCAACAGCCAACUCCCGGGGCUGCAGCUCGUCUUCGCCGACACCUACCAGCUCCUCGCUGCCGUCGUCAACAGGCCGGCCGACUACGGAUUUGAGAAUGCAGUGCAAGGUUGCUGUGGGACAGGGCUUUUCGAGGCAGGCUACUUUUGCAGCUUCAGCACCUCGAUGCUAUGUGGAAACGCCAACAAGUAUGUGUUCUUCGACGCAAUCCAUCCCACGGAGAAGAUGUACAAGCUGCUAGCCGACACCGUCAUCAACGCCACGUUGCAUGUAUUCAUGUGAAAAUACUUGAUCUUGGUGAUGUAGACAAGGCAUGGACGGGUACAUUAUGGCUGUGCUACGGUAGUGUGUACCGUGUAUAUUGUAAACAGGCACCACACAGUUUUCCACAUACUACACUCUUGAGAGCAUGUCACAUUGUUACAUGGUAAUAUGGUAGAGGCCACUUGUGCUGUAAAUCUGGUCUUCUCAAUUUUGUGAUUUCUCUUGAAUACAUA
Panicum hallii is the source of this 1363-nucleotide messenger RNA. RefSeq names its product GDSL esterase/lipase At2g04570-like. The transcript is spliced from 2 exons. Bases 75 to 1148 code for a protein of 357 amino acids. The record is from RefSeq and is a predicted model, not a curated record. NCBI's taxonomy places the organism in Eukaryota, Viridiplantae, Streptophyta, Magnoliopsida, Poales, Poaceae. Gene Ontology annotation, molecular function: hydrolase activity, acting on ester bonds.